GUAAUCAAUUUCCCUCUUGUCUUGCAUCCUUAUACCACACAACCUUCAAGAAACAAUGAAGCUCAACAACAACAACCAAAUGCCCUUCAUCAACCUAUCACUCUUAUCCAUAAUCCUCAUAUGUUUUGCACUAGACAAAUGUGUAGCCCAUCCCCAUAGUUCCACGGACACGGUGCCCAGUUAUGAAUUAUUAAAGUCAACUGAUCAAAACGCUAGUUCUCCAAAAUCAUCAAGUGACUCAAAGACACCAUCUUAUGUCCUUUCUUCUGAAGCACCUGUUGCCCAGAGUCCAACUAACGCUGAUGCACCUGAUGCUCAAAGUCCGGCCGACGCUGACGCUCCUGAUGCCCAAAGUUUGACCUUAGGGGACAGUUCUGGCUAUUCAUCCUCCUUCUUUGGUGCUUUUGCUGACAUUCUUAAAGGCGAGGACCUUUCCACAACAAUGCCUCAACAAGGUGACUCAAGUACCAAACUUGACAAGAAUAGCAAGGUGGAACAAAUAUGUGCCCACACACAAUACCCAGACAUUUGCCUUAAAACCAUUCAACCUUUGCUAAGCCACAACGUCAAGAUUGAAAUCACAACAGCGCUUGAAGUUGCCAUAAAGGCUUGUGCUAGCCAAGUAAAGUUGACCAUAACCAAGGUGGAAAAACAUGCUGCUACAUCACUAGAGCUUGCGAACGAGCUUGCUGAUUGCAAGGAAAAAUACCAGAAUGCCUUGAAAAGCCUCCAGAGCGCGAUCCGGGGCAUCCCGGAUCAUGAUUUUGGAAAACUUAUCAUCACGCUCAGUAGUGUCAUGGCAGAUGUUUCAACAUGUGAAAGCAAAUUUGAGGAUAUGAAAUCAUCAUCAACCAAAUCAAAAACUGAUGGUUUAGUAAGCAUCAUGCUCAACAAUUGUCUUUCCAUUGCAUCUUUGGUCCGCCAUUAAAUCAACGUAUGCCCAGUACUCCACAACCAAGCUUCGAAGCUGCGUGUUGCGAAUUGAUAUAUUCUAUAGUGAACAUUAAGUAAGAAAGUACUAGUUGGUUAGGGUAUAUGAAGUCUUAAAGAGAGUCAGAGAUAUUUGUGCAUUGUAUGCACUUUUCACUUUUCUUUUGCUAAUAAAUUUUGAUAUUUGAGUCCUUAGACUCGUGAGAGGUUUGUGAUAAUUUUUGUGUUUUAUUUUCUGGAAGAUUUGUGUUAAUGAAAAUAGCUUCAAAUUAUCACUAGU
Molecule: messenger RNA, 1210 nt
Organism: Lotus japonicus
Lineage: Eukaryota; Viridiplantae; Streptophyta; Magnoliopsida; Fabales; Fabaceae
Exons: 1
Coding region: 56-928 (290 amino acids)
Molecular function (GO): enzyme inhibitor activity
Source: RefSeq, a predicted model, not a curated record